AUGAGACUUCACCUGUGCUUGCUCAGUGUCCUAGGCAUGCUGGUGGUGGGGUUGCACGCUACAGACUUAACCGCUUUCCCAUCCUGUGCUAUAACCUGCGAUGAGAAUUUAUUUUCAACUUGCUCACUCAGCACGAAUACGACUUGCUUCUGUGCUAGCGACUCACGCGUCACUACUUACCUUGACGCAGUCGAGAGCAACUGCACAGUGAAAGAAUUUUUUACUACAAAACGGCUCUAUCAAAAAGAAUGUGACAUCACUCCGCUCCAGAGGCCUCCGGUGGUCAACCCCUCGACGUUGAUCCCUUUCAUUCUUGCCACAGUUUUCUUCGCCGCCAGAAUCUUUGCCAAGAGCAGUGGGCUUGCAGGUGGAUGGGGAUUGGACGAUUAUACUAUUAUCAUUGCAUAUGUCCUCGGUACCGCAAUCUAUUUCAUCGGCAUGCAGAUGAUUCGUUUUGGCUUUGGCGCCAAUAUCUGGGAUAUCACACCGCAAAAUGACAUAACUCUCAUUUACAAGUUGUUUCAAGGUCUCGCCGUGAUGUAUAAGAUACAAAUAUCUCUGGCGAAGAUCAGCGUUAUUUUGUUCUUAUUGCGCAUUUUCCAGGCACCCAACUUCCGCUAUCUUUCAUACGCCCUGAUCGCCAUUAAUACCGCCAUUGGAAUCACUUGGGCAUGUGUCGAUUCAUUCCGUUGUCUUCCUAUCCAUUUGACAUGGGACGGCUGGACGGGAGAGGAAAGUGGGAAGUGCAUUAACUUCAUCGACUCAAUCCUCGUGAACUGCCUUGUUAACAUCUUCGUCGACUCUGUGCUGAUCAUGAUGCCUGUCUAUGAAGUGAGCAAGCUGCAGAUGCCUCUGCGGAAGAAACUCACCGUGGCGUUGAUGUUUAUCGUUGGUUCAGUCCUUACCAUCAUUGCCAUUAUCCGAGUCGUCGUCUUCUGGAACAAUCGCUGGGGCUACAACCAAACCAAAGGUCUCUACCCGCUCAUCUAUUGGUCUGUCAUCGAAUGCCAGAUCUCCGUCAUGUGUGCUUGCUUGCCUGCAUCCAGGGCUCUUCUUGGCCGCUGGUUCCCCGAAAUCAUGGGUGGCUCCUCUCGACGAACAUAUGCCUCUGGGCCGGAGUAUUUUAACACAGACGGAUAUGCACGUCAGGACAGCAAGAUUAACAAGUCUGUCAGCUACACCGUGAACUAUGGAGAUAGGUCGGAGCACGGUGACUCCAACAGUGAUGUGGAGUUGGUAGUAACUAACGGAAAAGUGACUCGCCGGUAG
Penicillium atrosanguineum is the source of this 1269-nucleotide messenger RNA. RefSeq names its product Dehydrogenase. The transcript has 8 exons. Lineage: Eukaryota; Fungi; Ascomycota; Eurotiomycetes; Eurotiales; Aspergillaceae. The record is from RefSeq and is a predicted model, not a curated record. The coding region runs from base 1 to 1269 and encodes 422 amino acids.